GUUCUCAAGCUCGAGCAUUCCCAGAGAACAAUGGCGAUGCUGCGCGCUGCUUCGAGAUCGAUCCAGCUCUCUCUCCGCUCCUCCCUCGCCCUCAAUGAAUCUCUUGCCUCUUCGCCCGCACCCCUUCCGCUUCUCUUCGCUCGCCACUUCAGUGGCAGCCGCUUCCGUGAUGACUUCCCUCCUUAUCGGGUUGAGCCGACGACAUUGCCGAUGAACCGGGGGGUCCGAAUCGUGCCGGAGAAGAAGACGUUUGUGGUGGAGGCUUUUGAGGAGAGGGCCACGCUCAACGAGAACAUUGUGGAAAAAACAAGGGGCGAGACUGAGAGGCUUGGGCUUGCCGGUGCGGGCAGUUUCAAAUCCAUGAACUUCGUACAGAGCAUCUUGCUCUCGGAGAAAGAUGAGCAAUAUUCACGGAAAAAGAACACAGAUUUUGUCCAUGUCUUACUGAAAAAAAAUAAGACCUUCGUGACCGUGACAGAUGCUAGGGGUAAUAAGAAGACUGGGGCCUCCGCAGGUUGUUUGGAAGAAAGAAAAGGGCGGUCUCGUCUUUCUCGGUAUGCUGCUGAAGCAACUGCGGAACAUGUCGGGCGAUCCGCCAGAAAGAUGGGUUUGAAGUCAGUUGUCAUGAAAGUGAAAGGAUCUACUUUUAUCAGGAAAAAGAAUAAAGUGAUCUUGAGCUGGAGAGAAGGUUUUCAAGGUGAAGGAGUAAGAGAUCAAUCUCAAAUUAUGUACAUCCACGAUGUGACCCAACUUCCACAUAAUGGAUGCCGACUCCCCAAAAAACGUCGUGUUUAAAUAGGGGAGUACUUAUCUUAUAUUUCUUUCUAUUGAGUAUAGAUCUUCUCUUUUCUCUCCCAAUGCGGGGGGAAGGUUUCUCUCUUCAGCACAACACUCAAUGGUGAUGCAUGACUUCAUUACUUCAUCCUUUCACUUACUUUUUUUUUUCUAUAACGAAAAAGCGGUUAUGUGGAUAUGAGCUACCCAAAAAAGAGAAGCUCAGCAAGCCAAUGGCUCAAUGGUUCUCACCAACCUUGAAGAAGAGUCCAGAGAGGGGUGUAGAAAAGAAGAAGGUUCACAAAGAUGGUGUCUGGUCUGGAUUCUUUGGUCAUCUUCUUGCCUUGGAAUACAUUAUACAUGACCUGCCAUAUUGUAGUCUACUUGUUCUAUCUUCUGUGAGCUAUGAUGGGCUAGUGGUAUAAGUUUCAUGGUCAUGGUCUUAUAAUUUCUUCAAUGAAGCGGACGGGAAAUGCUAGCCUUCGUUCAACUGCUCUAGCCAGGAAGAACUGAGAAAGUUGGUAGUUGAAUCUAAUAACAAAGUUGAGGGUGAAGUAGAUCUUGUUAAUCUUAAAAAACACUGAGAUGCAAACUGACAAUGUUCAAGAGCCAACGAGUACAACAACAACAACAGAUGUUGUGGCCUCAGAAGAAGCAGAAGAAGAAGAAGAAGAAGAAGAAGUGAAUCCUGAAUCCAAAUCAACUGAAGAGAGUAAACUAGAAGAACAAAAUUAACAUAGUUUUUAUACUUAUAUCUGCAUGUUAGUGUGUGUGUGUGUGUGUGUCAUUGCCAAUAUUUGCUUUGCAUGAAUGUUGUUGCACUAUUGAGACAGUGAAGGAGGGGAAUGAAUUAUGUCCUGCAUGUGCA
Messenger RNA from Dioscorea cayenensis subsp. rotundata (Guinea yam), 1642 nucleotides. Its product is annotated as 30S ribosomal protein S11-like. The coding region runs from base 31 to 795 and encodes 254 amino acids. Gene Ontology annotation, biological process: translation; maturation of SSU-rRNA from tricistronic rRNA transcript (SSU-rRNA, 5.8S rRNA, LSU-rRNA); ribosomal small subunit assembly. Gene Ontology annotation, molecular function: mRNA 5'-UTR binding; small ribosomal subunit rRNA binding; structural constituent of ribosome. Lineage: Eukaryota; Viridiplantae; Streptophyta; Magnoliopsida; Dioscoreales; Dioscoreaceae. The transcript has 3 exons. The record is from RefSeq and is a predicted model, not a curated record. Gene Ontology annotation, cellular component: mitochondrial small ribosomal subunit; ribosome.